Archocentrus centrarchus (flier cichlid) is the source of this 3263-nucleotide messenger RNA. Its product is annotated as photoreceptor outer segment membrane glycoprotein 2-like. Gene Ontology annotation, cellular component: plasma membrane. The transcript is spliced from 4 exons. The record is from RefSeq and is a predicted model, not a curated record. Gene Ontology annotation, biological process: visual perception. Bases 382 to 1482 code for a protein of 366 amino acids. NCBI's taxonomy places the organism in Eukaryota, Metazoa, Chordata, Actinopteri, Cichliformes, Cichlidae.
ACUCUGAUGCUGCUGUGGGUGCCUUCAUGCGACCUGUGUCACUACGACUGCUCGUCACUCUGGACUAAAUCUGAGGAUGUCUGGAAGAAAACAACCUGAAAAUGGGAAGAAAAUGAUUUCAAAUUUUCACCAUGACCACACCUAGGCUUAUCUACGACCUCCAGUACAACCAUAAUGCAGCAUCCACACAAUAUCAGUCUUGACUACCAGGCUAAGCUGCUUAUGAAAGGACCUUCACAGAACUGUACAACCAAACCCCCUCCACCUGUUCCUCCACAUCCCCUGGAUGAUAACUUCCUCUUCCUCUUCCCUGCUCUAUCUGUGUCCUACCCUUAAUCCCACCUUGGACUUGAAUGAAAACUCAGAGAAGGGUUACAGACGAUGGCAGUCUUAAGAGUUAAAUUUACCAAGACCAAGAGGGACAAGUUGGCCCAGGUGCUCUGGAUCCUAAACUGGAUCUCAGUGGUUACAGGGGCCAUCCUGUUCAGCCUAGGCAUCUUCCUCAAGGUGGAGCUCCAUAAGCAAAGAGAGGUGAUGGCUGAGAGGGAUAUCCAGUAUGUUCCCAACAUGCUUAUAGCCGUGGGUCUCAUUGCAUGUGCCAUAAACUUCCUGGGUGGGAAAAUCUGCUAUGACUGCGUGGACACCACCAAGUUUUUGCGCUGGAAGCUGAUCAUGCUGCCCUAUAUCAUAUGCACCUUCUUCUUCACCUUUUGUGUGCUAGUAGGGGCUCUGAUGUGUUACUGCAUGCAUGGGGAACUGGAGGAGUCUCUGAACCUGGGGCUGACAGAGGCCAUGAGGUUUUACAAGGACACAGACACACCAGGACGCUGCUUCCUAAAGCGCACAGUGGACAUGCUGCAGGUGCAGUUCCAGUGCUGUGGAAACAAUGGCUAUAAGGACUGGUUUCAAAUUCAGUGGAUAAGCAACCGUUAUCUGGAUAUGUCCCAAAAACAGGUGGUGGACCGACUAAGGAGUAAUGUGGAUGGAAAGUACCUAUUGGAUGGAGUCCCUUUCAGCUGCUGUAACUUCAACUCGCCCCGGCCCUGCAUCCAGCAGCAGAUCACCAACAACUCUGCCCAUUUCAACUACGAGCACCAGACGGAAGAGCUAAACCUUUGGAUGAAAGGGUGUCAGCAGGCGCUGCUGGAGUACUACACAAACAUUAUGCAGUCUAUCGGCCUCACAGUCCUCAUCACCUGGUUAUUUGAGCUGUCAGUGUUGACCGGGGUUCGUUACCUCCAGACCUCCUUGGAAAAUGUGCUGAGGCAGGAAGACCCCAACUCUGAAUCUGAUGGCUGGCUGCUGGAAAACAGCUUCAUGGAAACUGCCCGCAGCAACCUGAAUAUCAUCAAGAGCCUUGGCAAGGGCAACCAGAUAGACACAGCAGGCAACGGAGACCCCAACAUUAAUGUCCCCUCCACCUCAAAAGCACACUAUGGUCCUGACAAUGUUCCACCAAAGCAAAUAACUGAAGCCAGUUGACCUCUUUCAGUCAAAAGACCCCAAUGAAGGACAUCCCCUACAGCCCACAAAGGGCUUUGAAGCCUGUACACAUUACACUGGUAAAUUCUUAUCUCUAUAUCUGUGGAGAAGAACUGAGACUGAGCAGUUAUACAAAGAAUAUUGUCUGUGGAAAAUUAAACAUACUGUGGGGAUUAUUAAACAAUAUAUGAUCCCUGAAGGGUAUUCUCCUGCAGAUAAUGCCUUGUUAACUUUAUGCAGUCUUUUCACAUAAACACCAUGAUUUAAGUCACCAUUAAUGCACAUACAAAGUGCUACCAAAACACCUUAAAUGCACCUUUGCAUUCAUUUUGCAAGUGUUUGAACUCAGAGGGGUGGAACACCAUUAUUCCAAAACUCAUUUCCUAAUUUGGUGUUUUAAUGAUGGUGGUGACUAGUGACUGCCAAGGCCAUAACACAGGAUUUAGGUCAUUUCCAUACACAGCCCAUUCAGUGACCCUUCACACAAUGUGGACCGGGGCAGUAGCAUCCUAAUAACUCCUCAAAAGGGUUUAUUGGACCCACAGCAUGCUAACUAAACAUCCCUCACAGUAUAAGCAAAGCCACAUUUUCUAUAUUUGUUUGUAAGACUAUCUGUACUGUAAUCUAUUGUUUACAAAUGACAUCUGCUGCCUGUGUAUCUCGUGGUUUUGCAAAAAGCUGCAAAAACAGCUCUGUACACCUGUCAGUUGCAACACUGGAAUCAAAAUGAACUUGACAUAGAUUUACUGUUUGCUGAAGACAACUGUGGGUUAGAAGUUAAAGCACCUAACAUUGUUUCCCAUGUUUUCAUCUGAACAUACUGGAAAAUCCAGCCGGAAGAAGUUAGAGUUACAGCAAAAAAAAAAAAUGCAUUUCACAAUCAAAAGAUCUUUAGUGAUUAGUUUCUGGGUGUUCAGACUGGUAACAACAAUCUUGAAUCUUGUGUGUGCCCUUUUCCGAGUUGCCUGACCGCAUUAGCAAAGUUGUAAGAAGGGUAGCGAAUAAUAUUACACAGUACCUUUUGUGUUUUCACAUAAGUAGAUCACCAGACAGAAAUCCCUGAGUAAUUCUUAACUAUUACUCUUAGAAUAUUCAAGCCAGUGCUGCAAUGAUUUUCUUGUGCCUCAGCAAUGUCACCAAGUUUUAAUGCUCUAAUGAAAACACUUCUUGCUGGGAUGAGCUACCAAAACAUUUGUCACUGCUUUAAUGAGGAUUUCAAUGUCUGCAAACUAGCCUUGCUGAUAUGAUCUGCUCUUCCUGCCUUUCUUUUCCGAAACAAAGCCGGGAAGUCCUUUAUACUAAAUUUAUGCUGUACUUUUUAAAGAAUUAACAAUAUAAGUAGAACUGCAAAAAUACCUAAAUGUUUAGAGCAGUUAAUAAUAGAGAACAGAUCGUUCCUUUUUAAAAGAUUUAUUCAAAUCUUGGACACUAUUGUUUUAACCAUUUCAGAGCAUUGGAACAGACUGCCUGCAGAUUGUCUUGUGUCUUUAUUUCCACAGACUGGAAGUCAUUAAGUACUGUCAAACAACACAAAAAGGUAGAAAUUAUAUAUUCACACUUUUUUUUUUUUUUCCUGAAAUGGCAGAGAAAUAAUGGAGUACCUGAAAACAUAUACUGGGGUUUUAAAAAAAAAAAAUUGUUUUUUUUCUUAAAUAAAACAGUGCAAUAGAUAAUUAAAAACAAAAAUUUAGAUAAUGAUAAAAUGUGACAAUGUGUUGCACAGUAGUUCAUCCAAUAAUUUUUGAUUAUAAGCUUUUGGCUGAAUAAAACUUUUUCUCAAA